This is a messenger RNA of Thermothelomyces thermophilus ATCC 42464, 1138 nucleotides long. RefSeq lists its product as uncharacterized. Gene Ontology annotation, molecular function: protein serine/threonine kinase activity; ATP binding. NCBI's taxonomy places the organism in Eukaryota, Fungi, Ascomycota, Sordariomycetes, Sordariales, Chaetomiaceae. The transcript has a single exon. Gene Ontology annotation, cellular component: cytoplasm; nucleus; centrosome. Bases 65 to 829 code for a protein of 254 amino acids. The record is from RefSeq and is a predicted model, not a curated record. Gene Ontology annotation, biological process: protein phosphorylation; mitotic cell cycle; regulation of cytokinesis.
CACAAAUCACAUCACCGCAGCGCUGCAUCACCGUCAAAGCCUCAAUUUUGGCAGCAUAGACAUGAUGUCCCACAACGAACCAUGGCCGCCACUUCCACCCGACGUCGACACUACCAAGCUCGAGGUCGAAAUGCCUGAGCUCGCCGUCUCCGCAAACAGCACGCUUUACAGAGUCAAGGGGCAGCCGUCCACGGUCUACAAGUUCAGAGGGCAUCCUCGCGAAUACCAACUUCAAAAGGCGGCCGGCGAUUGCGCCAUCCCGGUCCGUGGGCGGGUGCUAGGCAAGUCAACCGUCGGAACCGGUCAUGUCGUCUUCUUUGGCUUCCUGAUGGAUCUUGCCGCUCCGAUCCCAAAGACUUUGUCACUACCGCAGCGCCGGGAUAUCAUGCAUCAAAUGAUCCGCACCAUCCAGCAAUUGCAUGCGAAGCGAAUCGUCCACGGAGAUAUCAAGCUCGAAAACAUGCUUCUUGACAGCCGCGGUAAGCUACGACUCUGUGAUUUCGCCGAGGGGCGGUAUCUCGACGAGGACGAGCGUGUCUGGGAAGGCAACUCUACAUGGCAUUUCGAGUCACCAAACAGGCUUCGGAGAGGUGAAGGGCUCGGACACCGCCUGCCACCGCCAAUCAUCGAGGGUGACCUGUACGGCCUCGGCCUGAGCAUCUGGCAGUUGUAUACGGGCAGAACCCCGCACGAGGAUAUGGUUAUCGACGACCUAGGUCUCAAGGAGAGGCAACGGAAUGGACAGACGGUCAAUGUGGCCGAGGUAGGAGAUCCCGAGGCUCGUGAUAUCAUUGCAAAGCUUCUCUGCCGAGGAGGGGCGCGCAUUUGAUGGCGUAGUUGGCGGUGUUCAGCUCCGAAGUUGCUAGGAUUUGGGCCUCCCUAACGUCUAAUAGCUCUACAUUCUCGGUCUCCAUUCCUCCUCUCUUCUCAGACUUCUCUUUCCCACUCACGCCCUCGCCUGGGUCGCCAAACCUGACCAGCAUGAUUGGCCCUCAAUUUCUUUUGUCAACAACUCUCAGCUCCACGUGUUAAAACGAUCCUGCCCCGUUCCCCGCUUCCCCAGGAAGCGUCGUCUCUCACCCCUUCUACUCGACUUGCCGCGCUGCAUCCCGGUCAAUGCACUCAGUCCAGGUGCGGU